Molecule: messenger RNA, 1182 nt
Organism: Letharia columbiana
Lineage: Eukaryota; Fungi; Ascomycota; Lecanoromycetes; Lecanorales; Parmeliaceae
Exons: 2
Coding region: 1-1182 (393 amino acids)
Source: RefSeq, a predicted model, not a curated record
AUGGAGCUACACAUGUGUGGCUUCAAUACGCACCAUCAACUCGACCAUAACCAAGACCAUCACAAAGACGAGAUCACACAAUUCUGGAAAGUCUUGAGGUCGCCUCAAAUCAACGUGUCGUGUGCACUUUGGAGUUCCACAGUCAUUCAAAGUGAUGGGACUCUUCUCCAUCAGGGAUACCGCCCAUCGGGACUUUAUCCCACACUGAUAGACGGUCCACCACCGAGAAACAUCAAGACCAUUUUCGGGGAUACGAGCGGCGUACUCGGUGCCCUAACUACAGAUGGAUGUCUCUUUCUCUAUCACGACGACUGCGGCAGCAGAGUUGGCCCAGAGUUUAAGAAGCACCGAUUCCCCGAAGACAGCUUCAUUGUUCAGCAAAGCUUGGCGAUUGAGCAUCUUGCAAUUGCUGAUAAUGGUGAAGUCUGCAUCUGCACCAAUAGCGCGUCCCGAAAGAGACAUUCCGGUGGAAACACGCCCUCACUGUCAGACAGUACACCGCACUUUCUGUUCUCUCCACCUACUGCCAAGAUCGAGAUCCAACUAUUUUCAUCUUUCCAGAGCCUCCUGGUCUGCGAGCCUGCAACGGCCACUCACUUUAUUCAAACACCUUUAUUUUCUUUACUAUCUUCCGCUACGAGUUUUACCGCGUUGACUGUAACGCGUGAGGUGCUGACUUUCGGAUCUGCCUUGCAUCCUCAGAGUCUUGGACGAGAUCCAACCGUAUCCAAUCCUGCCGGUUCACCCUGUGUAAUUCCCUUCUUGGGCGGUAUCCCGAUCGGCAAGAUCGCCGUCGGUGGCUGGAUUGGCGCCGCGGUGUCUGAGGAUCGGGAUCUGUAUAUCUGGGGUGGACGUGCUGGUGAGGAUAGGAGAAUGCACGCUUUACCAAAGUUCUCAGAUGACGAGACAGUCCGGCUAGUGGAUAUCAACGGUGGGGUGGAUAUCUUGCAGGUAGGCGUGGGAUCUGGGCACGUUAUCGCGCUGACGGCAGAGGGCGAAGUCUGGGCUGCGGGAGAUGGAGAAUGUGGGCAACUUGGCACUGGGGAGAUGAGAUUUGAAGAGGAUUGGGUAAGAGUUAGGGGCGAGUGGGAGGAGAGGGGAAAGGUGGUUGGUUUGGGCUGUGGAGUUUGGUGUAGCUGGAUAUUGGUCGAUACCCGGACGACGAACGAAUUAGAGCAGUAG